AAAUGUGUGUGAGGGAGACUGUGAAAUGGCUGCGCAGGUCGCUGCGGUGCGCGCCGUAUCCCGGGCCCCGGAGGAGCCGCCCCCGCUGCCCUCGGGGGAGCGGCCCGGCCGGCCUCGGGGCGGCGGGCGGCGGCGGCGGGCCGCUCCCGGCGAGGCGGCUGGCGGCAAGCGGGCCCGGCUGAGCCAGCCGCUGCUGGCGGGGCCCGGCCCGGCGGAGCCGCUGCCCCCGGCCGCCCUGCCCGGCCUGCCCGCCGCCGCCGCCGGGCUCUUCGCCUUCUCCCCGCUCAGCCUGCCGCCGCCGCCCGCCGCUCUCGAGGAGCGCCGUCACCACCACCACCGGCAUCGCCCCGAGCCCGGCCGCCCCACCGCCGGGCAGCCGCAGAAGGCGAGGCGGGGCAGCCCCGCGGACGGGGCGGCCGGGCGGCCCAGCAAGCGAGAAACUCAAGAUGAAAAUGGCAAAACCCAACGAGCUGACAGUCUUAUUAUGAAGAAGAUAAAGAAAAAAAAGAAAAAGAAACAUCGGGAAGAUGUGAGGGGCAAACGUCUGAAGAUGUACAACAAAGAAGUGCAGACAGUGUGUGCUGGACUCACCCGCAUUGACAAAGAGACUUUGUCUCAAGGACAGUGUGAUAACUUAGAAAUGAACAAGGAAUCCUUCAGGUAUCUUAAGGAUGAGCAGCUCUGCAGACUGAACUUGGGCAUGCAGGAGUAUCGAGUACCCCAGGGAGUACAGACACCGUUUGUGACACACCAGGAGCAUUCUGUUCGCAGCAGCUUCUUGAAAACUGGCACUAAAUUCAGUAACUUCAUUCACGAAGAACAUCAGUCUAAUGGUGGUGCCCUGGUCCUUCAUGCCUACAUGGAUGAACUCUCAUUUUUGUCUCCAGUGGAGAUGGAGAGAUUUGCAGAAGAGUUUCUUGCUUUGUCGUUCAGUGAAAAUGAUAAAAAUGCAGCUUACUAUGCUUUGGCCAUAGUACAUGGAGCAGCUGCUUAUUUACCAGACUUCCUGGAUUACUUUGCUUUUAAUUUCCCUAACACUCCAGUGAAAAUGGAAAUUUUGGGCAAGAAGGACAUUGAAACAACAACAAUUUCAAAUUUUCACUCUCAGGUCAAUCGAACGUACUGCUGUGGAACCUACAGAGCGGGACCGAUGCGGCAGAUCAGCCUUGUUGGAGCAGUCGAUGAAGAAGUUGGGGACUAUUUCCCAGAAUUUCUGGAUAUGUUGGAAGAGUCUCCAUUUCUGAGAAUGACUUUGCCCUGGGGUACUCUUUCAAGCCUCAGACUUCAGUGCAGGUCACAAAGUGAUGAUGGUCCCAUAAUGUGGGUGAGACCAGGAGAGCAGAUGAUCCCAACAGCUGAUAUGCCAAAAUCGCCAUUCAAACGGCGCCGGUCAAUGAAUGAAAUAAAGAAUCUCCAGUACCUACCUCGGACCAGCGAGCCCCGUGAGGUUCUGUUUGAAGACAGAACAAGGGCUCAUGCUGACCAUGUGGGUCAGGGAUUUGACUGGCAGAGCACAGCUGCUGUAGGUGUUCUGAAGGCUGUGCAGUUUGGGGAAUGGAGUGACCAGCCUCGUAUAACCAAAGAUGUGGUUUGUUUCCAUGCUGAAGAUUUCACUGAUGUUGUGCAGAGACUUCAGCUGGACCUGCAUGAACCACCAGUGUCACAGUGUGUUCAAUGGGUGGAUGAAGCCAAACUAAACCAAAUGAGACGGGAAGGCAUUCGCUAUGCUAGAAUUCAGUUGUGUGACAAUGACAUCUACUUCAUCCCUAGAAAUGUCAUUCAUCAGUUCAAAACAGUGUCAGCAGUCUGCAGCUUAGCCUGGCACAUACGACUUAAACAAUAUCACCCUGUGGGGGAGACUUCUCAAAACACAGAGAGCGAUUCAAACUUGAACAGUAGCAUUCCUGGAAAGACAGAGUCCAAAGGUGAACCCCGAUGUGUGAGUGUAAAAACAGAGUGUGAAGAACCAGGGAUAGAAAUGCAGCUUACCACAGGGAUGCUCUCCUCUGUUUCUUCGCUAUCAGGACUUGUACAAGCAGAUCAGGUGGCCCAGCCCCUUCCAGGUUUUAAAAUAGAGUCUGAUCAGCAACACAAUCCACAGGAUCAUGCAGGCUCUUCUGUGUGAUAUGUAUAUAAUCAAACAUUUUUUAACAACUUUUUAAAAUUUUGAUGUGAAGUUAUAGUUUUAUAACUGGCUUAUGUUUUAUUGGAGAAAUCUUGCCUAUAAUUCUAUAAAGAAAGGUGACAUUCCAAAAUGUCAAGCAUAUCUUUUUUACACAGAUUAUGCAAAAUUCAAGUUGUAUUUUAACCCCCUAGUACAACCUGUAACAGUGGUCUACCACUUCUUUCUGUUUAAGUAAUGAGAUAUUGAAUAUCUCCUCAAAACCAGAAUGAAAUUCCUCCAGGAACAUGACGUGAUUUAACUCUACUGCUCGGUGUUAUUUCCCCAUUUUCACUCUCUGCUCUUCACCAGAAAGUGAUGCUUUUGUAGAAGACUCGUAGGAACUUUUCCCAUCACAUUUUAAUUGCUAGGAAAAAAAAAAAAGCACAGCACUUUUGUGGACAAUUUGUGAAAUAUUUGGUGUCUGUUAUUGACGCGGUUCAUAUGCAAGUUGGUUUCUAAACGAGCUAUGGAAAUUGGUCUGUAUUCCUUACAGAUCCUACAAAGGUGAUCUGUAAAAUGAACUGAAGAAAGUGUCUGAUCCUGUUGAAAUGCCAUGGCUUACUGGCCUAACACUUCUCAUAGCGCUGCUUGUACUAUUUGGCGUGAGGGUUUUGCUUCCAAAAGAUGUCUCUGAUGUGAUUAAUACUCGUGUCAGAGGCAGAGAACCUGUUGGUAGACUUGUGGAGGAACUUGCUAUCUUUGAGCACUUUAAGGCUUUCAAAUGCUAACCAACUUGGCAGCUUGUUUUGAUCGGGUCAUAAUAUAUGUCCAAUGGAACCACACUUUCCCUUGUACUGAUGCACUUAAUAUAAUAGCGUUGAGUUGGUGACUGACUUAUACCAUAAGAAUGUCCAUUUUCUAGGAAGUUCUGUAUUACUGUUUCACAAUAAAAAGUAUUAUGGCAUCGGA
Molecule: messenger RNA, 3073 nt
Organism: Gallus gallus (chicken)
Lineage: Eukaryota; Metazoa; Chordata; Aves; Galliformes; Phasianidae
Gene: RSBN1
Product: round spermatid basic protein 1 like
Cellular component (GO): nucleus
Source: RefSeq, marked validated